CAUUUCUUUCUUUAGACUUUUUAUCCAAUCAGAGCUCUGGAUCUUGCAUCUCGAUUUGUAUAUAAUGAGGACCUUAGACCAUGUCGAAACACCCUCAGUCUACUCAAGCCACGUGCCUUGAUCAAGACUUUUCGCAAAGUCCAGUAAUACAAGUUCGUGGUCUCCUGCCUGCUGAGUGAGCAACAUGGCGCUUGUCAUGCUACUGUUGGUCUCCGCCACCAUCUGUCUUACACAGAUUUCACCGAGCACCUCGCAAUCGGUGUGCGGUUACAUCAAUCUCUCUCCGAGCGCCGGGCAGGUGAAUUACGUGACAUCUCCUAACUUUCCGAAUCUCUACCCGAACAACGUCAACUGUUGGCGGGUGAUCAACGCCCCCAGUGGCUAUGUGGUGAGGGUGACUGUCCUGAACGCCGUGAUGGAGCAAGGAUUGGACUACGUCCAACUGUUUGACGGUCCGUCGGAGACAAGUCCUAGUCUAGCCAGGUUUUCAUCCAUGCCCUCACCUACAGUCUACACCUCUCAUGGCCAGAGCAUGUACAUCAAGUUUGUCACCGACGGUUCUGUCGUAUUUUCGGGUUUCAGACUGAGUUAUGAAGUCGUUCCUGCCCCAGCAUACGGUUGUCCUGUCAACCCGCCAACUCUCUUUGCCACUACUGGUCAAGUCGGCUUCUUGACAUCUCCUAACUACCCGUCUCAAUACGGCAACAACCUCAACUGUCGGUGGAUAGUUGAAGCUCCCCCUGGUCAUGUCGUCAAGGUCACCCUCUUGAAUCUGAACUUGGAGUUAUGCUGUGACUACGUCGACCUUCUUAACGGUAUUUCGGAUUCCAGCCCUAGCCUGGGCAGGUUCUCUGCCAUGCCUACAGUGGACCGCUACUUCAGUUCUGAACGGCACAUGUCCAUCAGGUUUCACACAGAUGGGUCUGUAACGAAUACUGGCUUCAGGCUCCGGUAUCGGGCUGUUCCCUCAUCUGCUCACCAAGGAUAACGACAUGGCGUCAACUGGGAUCUGAUUGGUCGAUAACUCACGUGACAUUGCGACAACUCCAUUAGUUUGCUACGGACGCAUUCUUUUGGCUUUUAAACUUUUCUCUGAGCUUUGAAAUAAAGUUUUUAGUGCACACGUGCACAUAACUA
Molecule: messenger RNA, 1137 nt
Organism: Pomacea canaliculata
Lineage: Eukaryota; Metazoa; Mollusca; Gastropoda; Architaenioglossa; Ampullariidae
Product: deleted in malignant brain tumors 1 protein-like
Exons: 10
Coding region: 185-988 (267 amino acids)
Source: RefSeq, a predicted model, not a curated record